UACCUCUCUCAAUAUGUAGUGCAUGUAUUUUAUGGUUGCCAAACCUCUUCUACCUUCCACCAUCUUUAUUAAUUUCCCCAUUAUAAAUUUCAACCCUAGAACACUCUCAUAAUUUUCUCUCUUCAUUGAAAUCAAGAGUGCUCAAUGGAAAGCCAAGACCCACCAAACCCACCGCCACCAUUAAUGAUGCCGCCGCCGCCACCACAACCUCAAAACAACACCUUCUUCUUUACUCCUUUACAAAAUUACCCUAUGGAAUCUCAAGAUCAAGGUCUUGGUGAUAUUGAUUGGGGCAAUUUUUUCUUAGGUCAAAAUAAUAACAACUUACUUGUUGGGGAUGCUAAGGAGAUAUUAAUGGAUAAUAUUCAAUGCACAUCUUCUUGUUCUAAUUUGUUGGUGAGUAAUAAUGAAAGUGGAAGUUAUAAAGUGCAUGAGGAAGAAAAAGGAAACAAAGAGGAGAAAAGGGUUAAAGGUGGGAGAUUGAAGAAGACAAAAGUACCAAGGUUUGCAUUUCAGACAAGAAGUGUUGAUGAUAUUUUGGAUGAUGGUUAUCGUUGGAGGAAAUAUGGACAAAAAGCUGUCAAGAAUAGCACAUAUCCCAGAAGCUACUAUCGAUGCACGCAUCACACUUGCAAUGUGAAGAAACAAGUGCAAAGGCUAUCUAAAGACACUAGCACUGUGGUGACUACUUACGAGGGAAUUCAUAACCACCCAUGCGAGAAGCUCAUGGAAACCCUAACUCCUCUUCUAAAGCAAAUACAAUUUCUUGCUAGCUUGUAAUUGUGAAAUUGCUUUCUUCUAUGUUCUUCAUGUAUGCACGUACAUAACAAUUUCGGCAUUCUAAUUGAUAUUGUAAUUCUAAUCUUUACGUACACUUCAUAUACUUAUACUAAGUGCUUUGACUAUAAACUUAAUUUAUAUAUUGAAUCAAGAUCAAUGCCUAUAUAAAAUUGUAU
Messenger RNA from Trifolium pratense (red clover), 956 nucleotides. RefSeq names its product probable WRKY transcription factor 75. The transcript is spliced from 2 exons. Gene Ontology annotation, molecular function: DNA-binding transcription factor activity; sequence-specific DNA binding. Gene Ontology annotation, biological process: regulation of DNA-templated transcription. The record is from RefSeq and is a predicted model, not a curated record. Bases 145 to 780 code for a protein of 211 amino acids. Lineage: Eukaryota; Viridiplantae; Streptophyta; Magnoliopsida; Fabales; Fabaceae.